Messenger RNA from Annulohypoxylon maeteangense, 1608 nucleotides. RefSeq names its product kinase-like domain-containing protein. The coding region runs from base 390 to 1520 and encodes 376 amino acids. The record is from RefSeq and is a predicted model, not a curated record. NCBI's taxonomy places the organism in Eukaryota, Fungi, Ascomycota, Sordariomycetes, Xylariales, Hypoxylaceae. The transcript is spliced from 3 exons.
GUAAGAACGAUGAAACUUAAUGUUAACAAGAAAGGACGAUGCGAAUUCAAUAUACUAUUAGGUACAGGCCGUGUUACCCGAAUCUUACUAUUCAAUUUCUUUCUGCUUCUACAUUGAGUCACUGGCCGAUGCAACUUACACUAGUGCAUGCUUCGGCUGAACAUACCUAACUAUCAAGUGCUUACACAGUUGGGUACUGGUAGAGGGCAUUCAAAUAACAAGAUGAAUUAUAGUCUACACGAGGCUCUGGUCAAUGGUGCCUGGAAGGGUACAAUUCCGCAACUUGUCUUAUGUGUCAAUCCAGCCUGCUUUCUGUCACUAUUAUCCGCAAUUCGCUUCUACUAAGCCUGGAAACAUCUACGUUGUAAAGACAUUGAUUAAAUUUGGUGAUGGCAUCUACGAGUCGCGAAGAGAUCACUUCGAGCGUUCUCGAAACUCUCAAAGGGACUCCCUACGAGGCAUAUUCCUUGGAAGUACUAUCAGGGGGUACAGUCAACUUCAUAUACCGAGUAACUUUAUCCAACCCACUCGAGGAUGGGACACAAAAUGUCCUAGUUAAACAUUCCGAGGAUUACGUUGCAAAUUCCUCAAGCUUCAAAUUGACCCUAUCUCGUUGUAAUAUUGAAGUAGGCUGCCUGAAGGCGUUAUCGGACUUCCCCAUCGUCAGCAAGGCAGAUCCGAGCGAUCCUUACAAUUUCGCCGUUAGGACGCCUAAAGUCUUCCAUUUCGACGACACAAACAACAGCCAAAUCCAGGAGUAUCUGCAAAAUGGUGUCGACUUGAAAACCUACGCUCUGGAGACGUAUGCCAAUUCUAAUUCAGAGGCAACGAAGCACCAAGCUCUCCAACUUGGAAAGGCCUUGGGAAGAUGGCUUCGGACUUUCCACGACUGGGCUGCGCAGCAGGGAGAACUCCGAAGCAUGGUUGCUAAAAACAAGGAGCUGCAGCAGUUGAAACAUAUAAUCAACUUUUCAUGGCUGUUCGAUAAGAUUAAACAGUUCCCAUCUAUUCUCGCCGAAGCCGAAGCCGUCUUUACGAAAGUAAAGGAUAUGGCUACUGCGGAAUUAAGCGACGAAAGCCAACUGCAGGUGAUUCACGGAGACUUUUGGUCAGGAAAUAUUCUGUUACCCAAGGGCCCGAUCCAGGAAGGAGAUGAUGUACCGAUGUUCGUUGUCGACUGGGAGAUGGCACAGCUGGGAAAGUUGAACUUGGACUUAGGUCAGAUGAUUGCCGAGUUAUACGAAUUGAAGCUAUAUAAAGGCAUCGCAGCCGGGCUUUGGAUGGUCCAGGGAUUUGUGAAUGGCUAUGGCGCGGUGAGCGAAGACUUCGCUUUCCGUACCGCAAUCCAAGCCGGAGCUCAUCUAGUCAAUUUCGGAACAUCAGUUCAAGGUUGGGGCACACAAGAGCAGGUUGAGAAUUGCGCACGCAUUGGAAGGGAUAUUGUGGUCCAUGCUUGGAAGAAAGACCGCCGAUGGUUCGAAGAGGGCGACCUUGCUUGCUUGUUUGAUAUAACUAGAUGAAUUGCCAUUAAGCUUUUCGGAAAGCAACGAGAGUCAAAUACUAUGUAAAAUCCGAGCUGCAAAUGAAGUGAAACUCAUCAAAUAUGAC